AUGGACGAUAACUUGGCUGGAGUGAUGCAAGGGAUGUCGUUAGAAGAUGAUGUACCAAUCGUUUUACCGGAGGAUGAUGAUUAUAGUGCAAUCGAGCGUAACAGUCGAAGUCUCCUUGGCAGGCUGCUCAACCCACCAUGCCAGAACAUGGCAAGAAUUCUCCGUACUAUGCCGAAGAUUUGGAGGGUAUACGAACGGGUCCGUGGAAUAGCUUUGACGAAAGAGAGUUUCCAGUCUAUCUUCGAACUGGAAUCGGAUAUACAAACUGUAUUGAAACAAGGCUUUUGGACUUUCGGUGAUUGGGGAAUGGCGAUGGAGAGAUGGGUGGAACAUCCACCGAGUAACUUUCUACAAACUGCGGCGGUGUGGAUCAGAAUCUCCAAUAUUCUGGCCAACUACCUCACCAUUAAAACCAUUGAUGCGGUAGCAGGAGCCAUCGGCUAUGUGAAAGUGAUUGAAUGGGACCCGGAGAAACCCUUACUACAGGACUAUGUGAGAGCCCAAGUUGUAAUGGAUCUUAGCCUUCCAGUUCGAGAGAAGAAGAGUGUAAUAUUACCAAAAGGAGGCGGUACUGCAGUGGUAGAUGUAGAUUACGAGAGAAUCAGGAAGAAAUACUUCCACUGCUUCAGAUUAUCACAUGAGAAACAGGCUUGCCCACUGCUAAAAGGCAACCCUUCUGGAAGUGCUAAAGGAAAGGAGAAACAUAUAUAA
Molecule: messenger RNA, 711 nt
Organism: Brassica oleracea var. oleracea
Lineage: Eukaryota; Viridiplantae; Streptophyta; Magnoliopsida; Brassicales; Brassicaceae
Exons: 1
Coding region: 1-711 (236 amino acids)
Source: RefSeq, a predicted model, not a curated record